AGGUCCUUCCCCAUUUCUCUGUUUUAAGCUUCUCCCUUCAGAUCUGCGAUUCUCCCAUAAAAAAUUCCUCUCUCGGGAGUCAAAAAUCGAAGCUAGGGUUUCGUUCUUCUCCAUAGAUCAAGCUUGUGGGAUUGGCUUAGUCUUGGCAAAGCAAGAUGGGAGGUGGGUUUCGAGUGCUUCACUUGGUGAGACCUUUUCUUGCGUUUCUUCCUGAGGUCCAGAGCGCUGACAGAAAGGUCCCAUUCAGAGAGAAGGUCAUAUACACCGUCAUCUCCCUCUUCAUCUUCUUGGUGUGCAGUCAGCUCCCUCUGUAUGGCAUUCACUCCACAACGGGGGCGGAUCCGUUCUAUUGGAUGCGUGUCAUCCUUGCCUCGAACCGUGGAACUGUUAUGGAGCUCGGAAUCACACCCAUUGUGACAUCCGGACUUGUGAUGCAGCUUCUUGCUGGUUCAAAGAUCAUUGAAGUGGACAACAAUGUCCGUGAGGAUCGCGCCCUCUUGAAUGGUGCACAAAAGUUAUUGGGCAUCUUGAUAGCCAUCGGUGAGGCUGUUGCGUAUGUUGUCUCUGGGAUGUACGGUAGCGUUGACCAACUUGGAGUUGGAAAUGCUAUUCUUAUCAUCCUUCAGCUCUUCUUUGCUGGGAUCAUCGUCAUCUGCUUGGACGAACUUCUUCAGAAAGGAUAUGGUCUCGGCUCUGGAAUUUCACUUUUCAUAGCAACCAAUAUCUGUGAAAACAUUAUCUGGAAAGCCUUCAGUCCGACCACCAUCAACAGUGGUCGUGGAGCUGAAUUUGAGGGUGCUGUCAUUGCUCUGUUCCAUCUCCUAAUUACUCGAACAGACAAGGUUCGUGCUCUUCGUGAGGCCUUUUAUCGGCAAAAUCUUCCGAAUGUAACAAACCUACUCGCUACAGUCCUCAUCUUCCUUAUAGUAAUCUACUUCCAAGGAUUCCGUGUCGUCCUCCCUGUGAGAUCGAAGAAUGCACGUGGACAACAGGGAUCUUAUCCUAUCAAACUGUUCUACACCUCGAACAUGCCCAUCAUUCUCCAAUCUGCACUUGUGUCUAAUCUUUACUUCAUCUCCCAG
Messenger RNA from Morus notabilis, 1082 nucleotides. RefSeq names its product protein transport protein Sec61 subunit alpha. Gene Ontology annotation, cellular component: membrane; Sec61 translocon complex. The annotation marks the transcript as partial. NCBI's taxonomy places the organism in Eukaryota, Viridiplantae, Streptophyta, Magnoliopsida, Rosales, Moraceae. Gene Ontology annotation, molecular function: signal sequence receptor activity; ribosome binding; transmembrane protein transporter activity. The record is from RefSeq and is a predicted model, not a curated record. The transcript has 4 exons. Gene Ontology annotation, biological process: post-translational protein targeting to membrane, translocation; SRP-dependent cotranslational protein targeting to membrane, translocation.